AUCUCCCCCCUUUCCCGGCUCUUGUUGUCGCGAGAUCCCGGCUUCGGUCCCGGUCCCUGACAGCGGCCGCGGUGACAGCGGCGCAGCUGGACCGAGCGAUGGCGGCCCUCCGGCGGCUGCUGUGGACGGCACCGCGGCGCCUGGGACCCUCUUUGCCCGGGCCGGGGCCGGGGAGGUCUCUGUGGGGGCGCCCGGGAGCGGAGAGCGAGGCGGCUGCGGAGUCUGAGCGGCCGGAGGGACGGGAGGAGGACGAGGAGGCCUGGCAACGGCGGCGGCGGCGGCGGCGGCGCUGGGGGGAGCUGGGCGCGGCGGCCGCCGCUGGGGGCGGGCUGGUGGGCGCCGUGUGCCACCGCUUGUACGGGCCGCGGUCCCCGCCCGCGCCAGAGGAGCCGAGCCCCGAGCCCGCCCCCCCGCCCCCCGCCGCGCGCCUUCCCCUCGCCGUGGCCGCCGCCGCCAGGGACAGCACGGUAGCUGCUGGUAAAGCAGAUUUGGAAGAUCUAGAUGUCUUUGCCACUUCUCGGGAGAGGCGGUUUCGUUUAUUUGCUUCUUUAGAAUGUGAAGGUCAAUUAUUCAUGACUCCACAGGAUUUCAUCCUGGCUGUUACAACUGAUGAGCCCAAAUAUGUUAAACAGUGGAGAUCACUUUCGAAACAGGAAUUAAAUGAAAUGCUUAAAGAAACACCACCAGCUUGGAAAGGAUCAUCAAAACUUUUUCGAAAUCUUAAGGAAAAAGGUGUGAUUUCUUACACAGAGUACCUGUUUCUUUUAUGUAUUUUAACAAAGCCUCAUGCAGGUUUUAAAAUAGCUUUCAAUAUGUUUGAUACUGAUGGCAAUGAGAUGGUGGAUAAAAAGGAGUUUUUGGUGCUUCAAGAAAUAUUCAGGAAAAAAAAUGAAAGAAGAGAAGCAAAAGGCGAUGAGGAAAAGCAUGCACUGUUGCGUGUUCAACUUUAUGGACUCCAUGCCUCUCCUAAUAAUGUGGUUAAAACAGGAGAACUCAUCUCCAGAAGCUACUGGGAUACACUGAGACGGAACACGAGCCAGGCACUCUUUUCGGACCUCACCGAGCGAGCAGAUGACAUCACAAACUUAGUAUCAGAUACUACACUACUUGUACAUUUUUUUGGAAAGAAAGGCAAAGCUGAGCUCAACUUUGAAGAUUUUUACAGAUUUAUGGACAACCUGCAAACAGAGGUUCUAGAAAUUGAGUUUCUUUCCUAUUCCAACGGCAUGAACACUAUCAGUGAAGAAGACUUUGCUCACAUUCUGUUGAGAUAUACAAACAUAGAAAACACAGCUGUGUUUUUAGAUAACGUUCGCUACAAUAUAAUGGAAGAAAAGGGCAUCACAUUCGAUGAAUUCCGGUCCUUUUUCCAGUUUCUGAACAACUUGGAGGAUUUUGCGAUCGCGCUGAACAUGUACAACUUUGCAAGUCGCUCCAUAGGGCAAGAUGAAUUCAAACGUGCUGUCUAUGUGGCCACCGGCCUGAAGCUCUCGCCCCAUCUGGUGAGCACCAUCUUCAAGAUUUUUGAUGUGGACAAAGAUGAUCAGCUGAGUUACAAAGAAUUCAUCGGCAUUAUGAAAGACCGGCUGCAGAGAGGAUUCCGGGGCUACAAAACGCUUCAGAGGUAUCCCACUUUCAAAUCCUGCCUGAAGAAAGAACUCCACAGCAGAUAGGUACUUCCCAGGGGCGGCUUAAAGGAUGAUUGUGCCAUCUGAGUGACCCGGACAGACCUUUCAGAGCCCACAGAAACCACUUCACCACCAGGAGAUGCUGAGAUAAGGAAAGAUGAAAAGCUGCAAAAACAAUGUAUUCUGUUUGUCAUCAAUUCAUAUCCAUUUGAGUUGGAGAUCCCCAGCCUAUCAGCCGUGAUUCACUGACUUGUUCUCUGUGCACUUCUUCCCAUUCCCUUCUCAAGGCAUAUAAAGUCUAAGGGAUUGACCGAGGAACAUGUUAAAGACGUGUCCUUUGUGUUCAUUCAUUCAUUCAUUUGUGGGAGACUCUCCCAUCAGUGAAAACAGCAGGUGCCUCACGAAAUAGUGGGCCAUGGGGGAAGACACAUGUUUUGGAUCUUAGGGAAGGGCACUCACCCGUCUCGGUGACUAGUGCAUGUCCUUGGGCCCAGCUCUGCAUGAACAAGGGUCAUAGUCUAUGUUGCCCCAGCCUCGUUCUUUCCUGAUACAGCCUCGAGCCAGGAGCUGUGAUGCACUUUGGACUUUCAGAGGGCUGCAUGAAUGGGAGUCAUUGUGAGAAUCACAAGAAACCCUCAUGCUGCCCCACACCUGUCGGCCAGGUAUCCUAACUCUCCAGAGAUCCGCCCUUGUAGUGGUCAGAGCCUCUGGAGCAUGUGCCCGCCCCUGGGGCAGGUUGUCCUUCUGUCUUGUAUUGCAUGAGAAUAGCUCGUUUCUAUUCAGGUGAGAGUUAGCCUAGAUUAAUAGUUUGUUUGGAAAGAAUGUCUGUAUCGUAUUUAUUGGUAAUAAUUUAUUCUUUCUUGAAAAAGGACCACAUUAAAGGCACUUUCCACAGCAAGGUUGUUUUUAAGUAAGCAUUAAACAUCUAAAUGUAGAAUUCAUUAUUUUUAAAACAAUCUGUCUUUGAAGGACAGAAAAGUAAAUCUCUUUUAGAAACAAUGAAAAUUAGCUUUGCAAGCAAAGAAUUGAUGCUUCUUGAUUGAUUACUGGAAGUCUGAUUAUUGUAUAAAAAAAC
This is a messenger RNA of Sarcophilus harrisii (Tasmanian devil), 2703 nucleotides long. RefSeq names its product mitochondrial calcium uptake family member 3 (gene MICU3). Gene Ontology annotation, biological process: mitochondrial calcium ion homeostasis; calcium import into the mitochondrion. Gene Ontology annotation, cellular component: uniplex complex. The transcript is spliced from 15 exons. The record is from RefSeq and is a predicted model, not a curated record. NCBI's taxonomy places the organism in Eukaryota, Metazoa, Chordata, Mammalia, Dasyuromorphia, Dasyuridae. The coding region runs from base 99 to 1673 and encodes 524 amino acids. Gene Ontology annotation, molecular function: calcium ion binding.